AUGUCCUCCUCCUCUUCCUCGAAUCGUAGGCCUUGUACCCUUCGGCGAUCCCAACGUUCUAUGAAUCUCAAUCAGGAAACCUUCUUCCCUCCUAACACUACUUCCUCCUCCACCAAUGCUUCUCCCUUUUACUCUCCUCAAUCUCCUUCCGCCGCCUCUUCCUCCACCGCCAAACCCUCUCUCCAUUCCUCUCCAUUUUCCCAUCCUUCUCGACCCCCUUUUUCCGUAAAACGCUCCUACCUACCUUCCACCAAUACCUCUCCUUUUACCCAAACCGCUGUUCCUUCUAUUUCCAACUCUUCUACCACCCUCGCCUCUACUUCCCCCUCUCCUCCUUUUUCCCUCUCUUCUUCCUACAAGUCUUCCGGAAGCGCCCCAAAACGUACCUACUUUUCCACUUCCCUCACAAACGGUACUUCCUCUCCCCCUCCGCCCUCUCACCAUUCCUCCCCUGCUAACCUUUCUCCUUCCUCCUCUUCUUUUUUGUCCUCCUAUCGCAGUCCCUACACUCCCGCACAAAAACUUCGGAAAAAGGACCCUUUCUCUUCCCUCAAACACCCUCCCAAUACCUUCUCUUCCUCUCAACCUUCUUCCUUUUCCCCUUUUGCUACUUCGUCUCCCCAAUUCGUUUCUACUUCCACCCCAGGUCCCGCUGCUGCUGUCGCCGCUCCCCCUCCUCCUCGCUUUCCCUCUCAUUCUCACCGCCCUUCCUCUUCCUCCUUCUUCUCUCAAUCCUCACACGCUUUUGCUUCUCCUCAAAAGUCUCCUCAACGUUUCCCCGUCCAACAUCCAGUCGCAACUCCUUCAGCAGCUCCGUCUCCUUCCGUCUUUCUACCAACUCCUAAACGUCCAACUCCCCGUUCUUCUUCUUUUCUGUUUGGUAAAUCCAAUCCGGCCCCUUCUCCCUUUUCUUCCAUAAAACAUAAUGAUUCUCCCAUGCUUCACAAUCCCUCUCCCGAUCCAUCCUCACAUGAUGAUCACUCCUCCUCCUUUGCUUCCACUUCUACUCUUUUCCCAAACGCAACCCUUCCGAUUUCAAAUCCCGGCCACAAUCUUUUUACCACCCCAUUUCAACAGGUCAAACCUUCCUCCCAGGCUUUUCUCAGUACUGGUUUGCUUUCCAAACAGAGUAGGCCUCGUAAACCUUUUAAUCUUACGACUCCCUUGCCUCCAAGCACUCCUUCAAAGCCUUCCUCCGUUUUGCGUUCCAACAUGAAGCUAGCUGACUCUCCUCCUUCUCCUUCCACACCUUCCAACACGAAUUCUUCUUCUUUUGUCUUGCAAGGCCAAAGCACCCCCACCCAUCAAAACUCUUUUUCUUCCGCAAAACUCGGCAAGCCAUCUAUGGACUUUUUGAGGUUGCAGCCGCCCUCUUCUACCGUCAAGCAGCCCUCGGGAUCUGAAUUCCUUGCCCCUUCUACCCCUACUCGUAAUCCUUUUGAUUUUGAAAACUCGUCGAUGUACUUGGACGAGUUUCAUUAUCCCUCUCAUCAGCAUCGCAAUAACUCUGAAAUUUUUGCUGAAAUGGAAGAGGAAUCUGCAAUCCUGGGAAACCCCGCCAAUGUAAAUUCGAACUUGUCAUUUCCUUCUGCUCUUACCUCGAAAUCCCCCGAGUCACCUGCGGAUGAUUUACAUAAUCGCUUUCGAAAUAUCACCGUCCUUGGGAGGGGUGAGUUUAGCGAGGUUUUUCAAGUUGAAGAUCCUUUGGAACGAUCCUUAAAGUAUGCUGUAAAGAAAUUGAAGGUAAAAUAUAGUGGACCUAAAGAGAGAAGUCGUUUGUUGCACGAGGUUUCUAUUCAAAGGGCACUUAAGGGGCAUGAUCAUAUUGUUGAGUUAAUUGAUUCUUGGGAAUUUAACGGGUAUCUAUUUAUGCAAGUAGAGUUGUGCGAGAAUGGCAGUCUGGAUAGAUUUUUAGAAGAGCAAGGUCAGCUUUCUCGCUUAGAUGAGUUUCGAGUUUGGAAAAUUCUCGUGGAAUUGGCUUUAGGACUGCAGUAUAUACAUAGUAAGAAUUACAUUCAUUUGGAUUUGAAACCCGCGAAUGUUAUGAUCACGUUUGAAGGGACUUUAAAAAUUGGUGACUUUGGAAUGGCAAGCGUCUGGCCCGUCCCAAGAGGAUUGGAGCGAGAGGGAGAUUGCGAAUAUAUUGCUCCCGAAAUUUUGUCCAACCAUUUGUACGACAAGCCUGCCGACAUUUUUAGUCUUGGAAUUACUGUGUUCGAGGCGGCAGCUAAUAUUGUCCUGCCAGAUAAUGGCCAAUCUUGGCAAAAACUUCGUUCAGGCGAUCUUUCUGAUGCACCACGGCUUUCUUCCACCGAAGGCUCUAGUAACACUUCCUCUUCUCGUGAUUUGCCUAUGAACAGUAUAAUCGGUCAAGGAGGUCUCGAUCGUGUCGUUCAAUGGAUGUUGGCGCCCGAACCAAGAAAUCGUCCUACAAUAGAUCAAAUAUUAGCUACACCAGAGGUCAGUUGGGUAGAGCUCCGAAGGAAGGCUGGAGCUAUUAUUUAUGAAGGACUUCAUGGGUCUUCAGCUUCUCCUCAGGGAGAUCAAAUGAUGGAAGACUGGCAAGUCAACGUAUAG
Molecule: messenger RNA, 2577 nt
Organism: Schizosaccharomyces osmophilus
Lineage: Eukaryota; Fungi; Ascomycota; Schizosaccharomycetes; Schizosaccharomycetales; Schizosaccharomycetaceae
Gene: wee1
Product: M phase inhibitor protein kinase Wee1
Exons: 1
Coding region: 1-2577 (858 amino acids)
Biological process (GO): protein phosphorylation
Molecular function (GO): protein kinase activity; ATP binding
Source: RefSeq, a predicted model, not a curated record